CUAGGACAACUAGCAGAUCUGUUUCACUGCAGCGUACCGUAUAGUUUACAGCACGCGCUGAUUUCAGUGCUUCUUCUAGCGUAUAACACUUAAAAAAACGACGUGCCCCGAAGGAAAUAAUACUAUCUUCUUCAAGAGACCUUUUUAGUGAUCAACCCCUCCCCCUACCGUGCCACAGUAACUGAAAGGUAUCCUCCUACAAUCAGCAGACAAGUAGACAUAAUUCCUGAAGUGCCUACCUUCUACUGUGUCACAAUCGAAAAAAAAAUCAACUUCCGUACAGGGAUCACUGAUCUUUACAACCCAAUCGCGAAGGGAGAAAGCGCUCUCUUGUGCAAUUAGGUUGCACCGGGGCCUCUUGCGCUAGGUAGUGUGUGUGAGAGGUGACUCGUGAGUGCGCGUAGAAAGGCACGAGCAGCGAGCACGGAGUUAGAGUGUAUGUACGACUUGAACCGAACGUGAGCCAGCUACAGCAGCAGGAGGCGGGGGAGAGGAGAAAGGAGCUGCACUGAAGACGGGCAGCAAUGCAACGCUGAGUUGUAGCAAACCUAGAGGCUUGCAGAAGGGGACGGCAAAAGACUCAUUGCAGCUCGGGAAGACUAAUUUACUGUUUAUUGCUGAGCAGGAAUUGGGAAUAUAUACAUAUCCUCCCUCGAACAAAAAAUAAAAUAACAUUUGUCAGUAGUGCUGCUGUUCGAAUCUCACAGAGAAGGUGGAAAUAAUGUCCGAAAUAAAGCCGCUAGAACCGAAGUUGUCAACGCUGGAUAGGGUGGUGAAAGCUGUCCCCUUCCCACCAAAUCACCGGCUUACAGCAAAGGAGGUGUUUGACAAUGAAGGCAAACCUCGUGUGGAUGUCUUAAAGGCCCACCUCACAAAAGAAGGACGCUUGGAGGAAAGUGUAGCUUUACGGAUAAUAACAGAAGGCGCUGCAAUACUUAGGUCAGAAAAGAACUUACUAGAUAUAGAGGCCCCAGUGACAGUUUGUGGGGACAUCCAUGGACAGUUCUUUGACUUGAUGAAGCUGUUUGAAGUAGGAGGAUCUCCAGCUAACACGCGUUACCUUUUCCUGGGUGACUAUGUCGACAGAGGCUAUUUCAGUAUUGAAUGCGUGCUGUACUUGUGGGCCUUGAAAGUCCUUUACCCUAGAACACUGUUCUUACUGCGUGGAAACCAUGAAUGUAGACAUUUAACAGAAUAUUUUACAUUUAAACAAGAAUGUAAAAUCAAGUAUUCAGAACGAGUAUAUGAUGCAUGUAUGGAUGCCUUUGACUGCCUUCCUCUGGCUGCCCUAAUGAACCAACAGUUUCUCUGCGUGCAUGGAGGUUUGUCACCAGAAAUCAACACUUUAGAUGAUAUCAGAAAAUUAGACAGAUUUAAAGAACCUCCUGCAUACGGGCCAAUGUGUGAUCUCUUGUGGUCUGAUCCGUUGGAGGACUUUGGGAAUGAGAAGUCUCAGGAACAUUUCACUCACAACACAGUCAGGGGUUGCUCGUAUUUCUACAGUUACCCUGCUGUAUGUGAGUUCCUACAACACAAUAACUUGCUAUCAGUAAUCCGAGCUCAUGAAGCCCAGGAUGCCGGGUACCGUAUGUACAGGAAGAGUCAAACAACAGGUUUCCCUUCACUAAUUACAAUUUUUUCGGCACCAAACUAUCUAGACGUAUACAAUAAUAAAGCUGCAGUAUUGAAGUAUGAAAACAAUGUUAUGAACAUCAGGCAGUUCAACUGUUCUCCCCAUCCUUACUGGCUUCCAAACUUUAUGGAUGUUUUUACCUGGUCUUUACCAUUCGUUGGAGAAAAAGUGACAGAAAUGUUGGUAAAUGUGCUGAGCAUCUGUUCAAAUGAUGAACUUGAAGAGGAAGAGGGAUUUGAUGAAGACCAGCUUAUAUUUGGCCAGAAGAAAGGAGCAACAGCUGCUGCCCGAAAAGAAGUAAUCAAGAACAAGAUUCGUGCAAUUGGCAAGAUGGCCAGGGUAUUUUCUGUUCUGAGGGAGGAAAGUGAGAGUGUGCUCACACUGAAAGGGCUGACUCCGACAGGAAUGCUACCUAGCGGUGUGCUGUCUGGAGGGAAACAAACACUGCAAAAUGAAUGUUCAGCUACUAUUGAGGCUAUUGAGGCUGAUGAAGCUAUUAAAGGAUUUUCACCACAACACAAGAUCUCCAGCUUUGAGGAAGCUAAAGGCCUGGAUAGAAUCAAUGAAAGGAUGCCUCCUCGCAAGGAUGCCAUGCCUUGUGAUGCCAACCUUAUCUCUCUCAACAAGGCGCUCUCUUCAGAGACUAAUGGCACUGACAGCAACGGCAGCAACAGCAGCAAUAUUCAGUGACCGCUUCCCGUUGUGCUGCACGGCAUGAUAACAUGACUGCCGCAACAGCAGUUGGAUGUUCUUGCCUGUGACAACAGCUGCUUGCUUGGUGGGCCGGGUGUUGGAUUCCGUUUACAGCAUGAACAAAGAGAGAUAAUAAACUUUAUUUUGGUGGGAGGGGGGGGAGCAACUUCACCUCCUUGAGAUAUGCCUUUUAAUACUUAUAGAAAAGUGGAAAAGCAAAAUGCUGAUAACUUACAGAGUGAGGGAAAUGAACAUGUUUUCCCUGCUGCAUUGAAGAACUUCUAGGUAUGUUACUGAACGGCCUUUUUAUUAUAAUACUGGACACGGAAACUUUGUCUAUCUUCUUACUAACUGUUGUACGUUUACAGACGCAGCACUAAAAUGGGCGAACAUCAAAACAUUUUUUAACAUAUAAAGAUGUACAAAAUAAGGACUAUUUAUUGAUAAUGUUUUGCUACUCUUGUCAGAAAAAAAAAAGAGCUAUAACAUACAAUAAAUUAGGCAGUCUUAAACGAAUGUUGCAAAUUUGUUAAACAUGCCAAAAAAAAAAAAAAAAGAAAAAAGAAAGUUUAAUUUUGUACAGAUCAUGCUUACCUCAGGUUUAUUUAGUGUGUUUGGAUGCCCUUCUUUCUGUAUAACAGCUUAACUGAUUUGGCCGUGGUUAUUCUUUCAUUUUAAGUUUAAUAACUGGAAUAUUAACAUUAAUCUUAUCAUUUGGCUGUUUGUUUAGUUUUUUUGGGUAAAUCAAGUCUUGGUUGUGGCUUGCUGAAGUUUAAAUAUUUAUGAGUGGUGCAUUUUAAGUAUAGUGAACAAGACACCAUAUUAAGUGCAGUGAAAGCAUCUAUAUUCUGUAAAAAUCUGCCUAUGCAUGUUUUUUUAAGAAACAGAUUGCCUGUAUAGGCCUAUAUGGGACUGUAAUGCGCUUAGUGGUCUGACUUAUACUGGAAAUGUAUUGUAUACUGGCGUUACUUUAUAUUCCCUCAAUGAAACUGCUUAAUGCCUUUGAAUUUUUGUAAUUACACAAGCAUUGAGAAGAGAAUUCUAACUGGGAGAGGAUUCUUAACAUUUUUAAAAUGAGCUUGUCAGUGCACAUGUAAAUGGUUAGCAUGUUUAGCAGACCCUUUGAAAUGGGGAAAACAAAAUUUGUGGUUACAUGUGAAAUUCAAAAUGCAUGAUAACUGUUAGUGUCAUACUGGUUUAGUCAUUUUUAUUCUGUAAUGUGCCACGAGAUGUGUAAUUUUUCCAAAUCUUUCCCCCCUCUUCAUAUUAUCAGUUACGGGUUCGAUACUGGUCCAUUCUGAAAAAGGAAAAAAGCAAAAAAAUUUGAUUGACCUUUUAUAAUGACUGUAUAAGUGCCCAAAUAAUUCACUACAGCCUAAAGCCUUGCCUUUGUAAUUUAACUUCUGAAAUGUUGGCAACUGACGCAUGCACUUGUAACGAUGAAAAAAGCAUUUUAUAUUACUACUCAAUAAAAAUGUGCAUGAACGUAACAAAA
Protopterus annectens (West African lungfish) is the source of this 3821-nucleotide messenger RNA. RefSeq names its product protein phosphatase 3 catalytic subunit alpha (gene PPP3CA). Bases 722 to 2323 code for a protein of 533 amino acids. Gene Ontology annotation, molecular function: calmodulin binding; calmodulin-dependent protein phosphatase activity. Gene Ontology annotation, cellular component: cytosol; cytoplasm; calcineurin complex. Lineage: Eukaryota; Metazoa; Chordata; Ceratodontiformes; Protopteridae. The record is from RefSeq and is a predicted model, not a curated record. Gene Ontology annotation, biological process: calcineurin-NFAT signaling cascade. The transcript has 16 exons.